AUGCUGCCCCUCAUCCUCACUACAACCAACUCCAUCUCGCCCAAGAUCUCCUGCGAAAUGGAGCGACCGCGUGUUAUUUCCGGUUUCAAACGGGUCGUAUGGCCCGAACUUCGUCGAUUACCUCUCAGAACCUCAGCAAAAAGGUUGCCCUUGAGCAUCGAGCAAGUGCGUCAAGACAUUGAACACGAAGCCAACUCAAUCAUCAAGAAGCAUGGUCUGAAAUUUGAAGAUGAGGAAGACCACUGUGAUCCUCAAAUGGAAAUGCGAGGAGUGCCCGAGAAACGUAGCACCGCUCUACCAACCAUUCUCAUAUUUGCACCAUGGCCAGCUGAAAAGCAACGUGAUUGGGAGACAGCUGCACAGGAAAUGGCCACGUUUCUUGCUGAUCUGUCAAGGGUCUGCUCGUUCAGCGAAACAGAGAUUCAUGUGGAAAUAAUGGCCGUGGAACUAGUGAAGAGAACCAGCUACACCAAUAUCGACGACCCUGUGUUCCAAAGUGCUUGGGAAUGCUUGAGCAGUACUAUUUUCAACCGCUUACAGCCGCUCAGAGCGACUCAGGGCCACAUCACCUGCCUCUCUCUCCAGAAGUACGGGGCGAACGACGAUCUUCUUGAAAAGAGUCCACCUACUGUAUAUAUUUCGGUUAGCCAUGAGUCUGAUGAAACCCAAUGGUACGAAGUAGUCACAGAGGUCAAGAAAAUCCUUGAUGCGGUUGGAUGGAGCGAUGUCCAAGUCCAUAUAGAGCAUAACGAGGGCAUGAUUGGUUCACUUGAUACCUUAGCCAACCCCACAACAGAACAAAGAAAUCGUGGCUACAGGCUGAAGAAACGCAUGAAAGAUGACUAUUACUCAACUGUCCAUAUUGGAGACGAUUUCGGCGCUGCGCGUGGUAUCAAGCGGACCGAUGGGGAGCGACUGAGUCCCACAAAUGGCACUAUCGGCUGUUUCGUGCAGCUCAAAACUUGUGACCCUGACCCGACUUGGCGGACCUUCAUCCUUACAUCUUAUCAAGCAGUCCGACCUGCCUUUGAUGGCUUCGCCGUGACGCCAGAUGGUACAGAUUCUAGCGUUGCACCCCCAACAGCGAACAGCGACCUCUGGACUGUCGACUCAGCUGGGUUUACCCCAAAUUCGUCGGCCAAGCCUGCUGCCUUUGAAAGCCCCUCUCGAUCAAAGCAUAAUUUUAACAUUUCUCAUCUUGACCAAGAUGUCGCUGUUCUUACGAAGCAUAUACAGUAUUUGGAGCAAAAGAAUUCGCCUACAAAGGAAAAACAAAUCCAAGAAUUUAGGGAGGAAAUAGCGGCUUCAAGAGAUGAAAGGAAACAGAAGACCGAUUUUUUCGAGGCUAAUAAGCAGGCGCUCGGAAGAUUGUACGCCGCAUCGGGAUUCAGGCGGAGGCUUGUAGGCAGAAGAAUGGACUGGGCGCUCAUCGAGGUCGAUCGGCCAUGGCAUGAUCGUCUUCCGGGACGCGAAGAAUGGAAGUCUCCCUUUUCUGGGAUCUUAGGGACGCCCUUUAUGACCUAUAGGAGGCAACUUGAAGAGAAAACUCGGUCCAUCGAGGCAUUGAGUGGACUUGCUUGGUCGGACAACACAUUCGAUGUUUAUAAGAUCGGAACAAGCAGUGGGCCGACGGCUGGAUCCCUCCUUUGCACAAACAACCUUGUCACUAUAAGAGACGACCAAUACAUGAAUCCCCUGCCGACAGAGGAGACGGCUUUUGAACCGCGACGCUACAAUUAUGCGAGGGAGCGUGGAUUCUGUGCCCCUGGGGAUUCAGGGUCUGUUGUGUUUGAUGAAAGAGCAGGUAUUGUUGGUCUUGUGAUUGGGGGACAUCAGAAUAAUAACUCAUAUAACCACGGUCAUGGCUAUGUGACUCCUAUUGAGUACGUUUUUAAAGAUAUCAAGGACCUUUUAAAAGGGCAUGUUCAGGAUAUUCGGAUAGCAGAGCUGUAA
Molecule: messenger RNA, 1953 nt
Organism: Fusarium tjaetaba
Lineage: Eukaryota; Fungi; Ascomycota; Sordariomycetes; Hypocreales; Nectriaceae
Exons: 1
Coding region: 1-1953 (650 amino acids)
Source: RefSeq, a predicted model, not a curated record